AUGAGCUUCAAGUUACCUUUAUCAGCGAUUUUCGCUGCGUUUGCCGUAUUUGCUAGACUUGUCGACUCUACCUCUAUCAUUAUCAGCCGCUCCGGAUGGACUGCAGUGUCGGACAGCUUCCAAGCAGGCAACGAGCCUUCCCGAGCGCUUGAUGGGAACGGAACAAGCUUCUGGCACUCGAAGUAUUCGCCUGCCCCUGUUGAGCCUCUACCCAAUUGGAUUAUUGUAGACAUGAAAGCGUCCUACAACGUGAAUGCAGUCAGUCUUCGGCCGCGUCCAAGCGACAACGCGAAUGGUAGGAUAGGAAGUCACAAGAUCGAAGUCAGCGCCGAUGGUACAAGCUGGCAGAUCGCUGCUAUCGGCACAUACAACAAUGAUGCGACCACGAAGAAAACCUUCUUUGUUGCAAGGCCGGCACAAUACGUAAGAAUCACAGCGACAUCCGAGGCGCAGAGUGUUGCGAACCAGUGGUCGGCCAUUGCUGAGAUCAACGUCUUCCAAGACACAACGUAUAUACCGCCGGCGGCAGGCAAAGGUUUGUGGGAGAAGACCGUAGACUUCCCGCUAAUACCCGCAGCUACUUCGUUGCUCCCAAAUGGAAAAGUGCUAAUCUGGUCGGCUUUCGCAAAAGACAACUUCGGGGGCCAAAGAGGCUUCACUCAAACUGGAAUCUACGACCCAGCCACGGGCGAGUCGAGUCAGCUCGAAGUAUCGAACACGCAACACGACAUGUUCUGCCCUGGCAUAUCUUUGGACUUUAACGGUCGAGUCAUCAUUACAGGUGGCAGUGAUGCUGCAAAAACCAGCUUAUACGACCCGUCAAGCGGUGCAUGGAACCCAGGGAGUAACAUGCGGAUAGCUCGGGGAUACCAGUCCACUGCUACAUGUUCUGACGGACGAAUCUUCAAUAUUGGCGGAUCCUGGAGCGGAGGGACGGGUGGCAAAAAUGGGGAGAUAUACAAUCCUACCUCGGAUGCAUGGACCCUUCUACAGAACGCUCUUGUCAGUCCUAUGCUUACGGCCGAUCGCGGAGGUGUAUGGCGCUCGGAUAAUCAUGCAUGGCUCUUCGGCUGGAAGAACCAGACAGUGUUCCAAGCUGGUCCAUCUAUCGCCAUGAACUGGUACGAGACUAUAGGAGCUGGAAGCACUACGGGUGCCGGCAACCGACUGGAUGACGGGCAUGCCAUGAACGGGAAUGCCAUCAUGUUUGACGCAGUAGCCGGAAAGAUACUCACUGCAGGAGGAGCUGCCGACUACGAGAACAGCGAUGGACGUACAAAUGCGUAUAUUAUUACCAUUGGUGCGCCAAAGACGAGCCCGACCGUCACCAAAACACAGUCUAUGUCAUAUGCGCGUGGUUUCGCCAAUGGUGUUGUACUGCCUGACGGCACAGUUUUGGUUACUGGUGGGCAGUCGCGACUGCAACCUUUCAAGGAUGACACUGCGCAACUUACUCCUGAACUCUGGGAUCCAACGACUGGUAGAUGGACCCAGCUCAACCCUAUGCAAGUGCCAAGAACGUAUCACUCAGUAGCAAUCCUUCUCCCAGAUGCGACGGUUCUCAAUGGUGGCGGUGGCUUGUGCGGUCCCUGCACGCAGUACGGCGGAGUGCCAGAGAGCAAUCACUUCGAUGCUGAGAUCUUCGUGCCGCCUUACCUGCUCAACGCUGACGGGACAAGACGUGCACGUCCUGUUAUAAGUACUGUGGCCUCUAGUGUCAGAUUGGGUGCGACCUUGAGCAUCACAACGACAGGAUCUGUCACGAAGUUCUCCCUGAUCAGAUUCGGUACCGCUACUCAUACCGUUAACACAGAUCAGCGAAGAAUCCCGUUAGCAUUGACGGAAAGUGGCACUAGCUAUACAGUAAAUGUCCCUAUUGAUCCAGGAGUCGCGCUGCCUGGCUAUUGGCUGUUGUUCGCUAUCGACGCUAGUGGUACACCUAGUAUAGGCAAGACGAUCAAGUUGUUCGUGUAA
Alternaria atra is the source of this 1974-nucleotide messenger RNA. RefSeq lists its product as uncharacterized. Bases 1 to 1974 code for a protein of 657 amino acids. Lineage: Eukaryota; Fungi; Ascomycota; Dothideomycetes; Pleosporales; Pleosporaceae. Gene Ontology annotation, molecular function: protein binding. The transcript has 3 exons. The record is from RefSeq and is a predicted model, not a curated record.